This is a messenger RNA of Desarmillaria tabescens, 1294 nucleotides long. RefSeq lists its product as uncharacterized. Gene Ontology annotation, cellular component: nucleus; elongator holoenzyme complex; cytosol. Bases 222 to 1271 code for a protein of 349 amino acids. Gene Ontology annotation, molecular function: tRNA binding. The transcript has 5 exons. The record is from RefSeq and is a predicted model, not a curated record. Gene Ontology annotation, biological process: tRNA wobble uridine modification. NCBI's taxonomy places the organism in Eukaryota, Fungi, Basidiomycota, Agaricomycetes, Agaricales, Physalacriaceae.
AUACUGCUGCAGGAUUCAAAACAGAGUCAGUCCUGGAACCAAUUGGCGUGUUCAAAUGGAGACCGAGAAAAAGAGUCCUAGAAAGGUCAGCAUGGGAGGAAAGAGAGGCAGCAGCGUCCCGGUAGUUGUAAUCGUACUAGUUAUUACUUAUCUUCUAUUUGGGUAAUAUACGGAAUUUCUAUUUCAGCCUUCCACCAUGACCUGCAGCUUGCUCUCUCACCAUGUUCAUUCCAGACACACUUCAAUCCAGCCGUCAUCCUUUAUUAAUUCUCCAGUCAUCAGUCGCACAGUCAACACUAUCCUUGCUCCGCAAAGUUAUUGAAACAUCGCCAGGCAAUAAAGGGAAGCAUACCGGCGAAACUCUAUUGUUUUGCCUUCUACACCUUCCUUCAAGUCUAAUCAAUCAAGACACCACCGGGGUGACCGUAUACGACCGCAUAGGCAGUGUACCAGGCUACGAUGAUAGUUGGAUAGAUCCUAGAGAUUUCAUCUCGAAUGCCGUUGAAAACUGUCCUUCGCAGCAGCUACACGUAGUAAUUGACUCUGUCGACACUUUGUUAUCCGAUAUUGGCAGCGCCGCAGAGUCGUACAAAUUUCUCCGUAAAUCGCUGGUUCAAUUAUUGGCGCGACCUGGCCCCUCUCGUCUGACUCUUCACUUGCAAAACACUUGUCCCCUCCUGCCGUUACUCGUACAGACCUCCUUCUCGUCCACCUUGGCCCAAUUAAUCGCCCACCCUCCUGCGCUCCUACUCCACCUCGCCACAGAAUACCUAACGCCGCCGCCACCUGCUUCGCCAGAACCCAAAUUCUGGGGUGUCUUCCUACCUGUGAGCGAACGCGAAUCCGAUUUGGAACGCAUCAUAUUUGGUCAAGACGGUGAGGGUUCUGGUGCGAGCGGAGAAUUUGUUGUGGAGGUCAUCUUACGAGGCGGAGGUGACCACUCUGGCAGACGGAAGGCUGUGGAGAGGGUUCUGGAGGGUUGGGACGUCGCAAAGAGUUCUCCCGUCGAGCUGACGUCUAUGGAGAGCUUGAAAAAAGUAUUUAGUAAAACAUCCGUCGAAGAAGCUGCUCCGGAUCCUACUCAAAAUUUAUCAUUCAAUCUGAAUCUCACUCCCUCUCAACAGCAGGCAAGAUCACAAGUUCCUUUGCCAUACGCUCAUGAAGGUAAAGCGCUUGAGACACCAGCACCAACGGCCGGGUCUAUCUUAUACGAUCCAGAUUCUGCUGAUGACAUUGACGACGAUGAUCCUGACGAGGACUUGGAUAUCUAGAAUGUGCCGUACUUUUAAUUCCA